This is a messenger RNA of Poeciliopsis prolifica (blackstripe livebearer), 4977 nucleotides long. Its product is annotated as GTPase IMAP family member 8-like. Lineage: Eukaryota; Metazoa; Chordata; Actinopteri; Cyprinodontiformes; Poeciliidae. The record is from RefSeq and is a predicted model, not a curated record. The coding region runs from base 51 to 3416 and encodes 1121 amino acids. The transcript is spliced from 4 exons. Gene Ontology annotation, molecular function: GTP binding.
GAAAACCUCAAAUAAGGAGGAGAAAAAGCAGAGAAAUCCUGCCACCCAGCAUGGCAGAGUUAAGGCUUGUCCUCUUGGGGGAGAGCUGGGCAGAAAAGAGUCAAAUUGCAAACUCAAUUCUGGGAGUGUCUGCCUUCAGCACUGAAGAGCAACCAAACUCUCCCAUCAGAGUCCAUGAAAUGAUCCAGGAGACAAACGUGGUUGUCAUCAACACCCCAGAUCUGCUUCACUCAAAGAUUCCUCAAGGCAAACUUAAAGAACACGUGGAACAUUGUGUGAGCCUCUCUGAUCCUGGACCUCACUUGUUCUUGCUGGUUGUUCAACCUGAAAGCUUCACAAAUGAGCAACACAGGAGAUUCUGUGAAGUCCUGGAUCUCUUUAGUGAUCAAGCGUUUGAUCAUUCAGUGGUUCUCAUUUCAACAUCUAAGCUGAAGGAACCAAGUUUAAACAAGAACUUACAAGAACUGAUCAGAAGAUGCAAAAAUAACUCUCUCAUAUUUGGAGAUACUGAAUUUCCUGAGAUGCUGAGGUCACUUGGGAACUUUCUAAAGAUCAACAGAGAGAAGCAUUUAAUCCUUGACAAGCCGAGCAUCAAACCAAUGAGAGACGCUCGUUUGGGUUCUGCUGCUGAACGAGGUCUCAGGAUUUUGCUUCUUGGAGCAACUCAGUCAAAGAGGACACAACUCUGCAACUUUAUCAUUGAGAAAAAAAUUACUCGACUACCAACAUUUUAUCAAGCCAAGCCAGAUGAGCAAGGGUCGUGGAAUGGAAAGUUAUUGACUGUAGUGAAAACUCCUGAACUUCAGUCUCAUAAAGUCCUAAAAGAACUGAGAAGCUGUGUGAAUCUUUGUCCUCCUGGACCAAAUGUCCUGCUGCUCUUAGUGAAACCUUCAGACUUCACAGAGAAAGACGGACUCACUCUGAAGGACACCCUGAGUUUGUUCAGAGAAGAUGCAUUUCAACACUCAAUGGUUGUCAUAACUCAAGAAGGGAAUGAAACAAGUUUUGCUCUAAAUUCACUAAUCAGAGAAUGUGAAGGUCGGAAGUACAACCUAAGUGAAAAUAAUCACCAGAAAUUAAUGCUGAAUAUUGAAGAUAUUGCUAACAAAAACAGAGGAGCCUUCCUGACCGUCAAAGAAGGUGAAGAAGCCAUGAAAUAUGAACAGACCUCGCCUUGGAUAAACCUGGUUCUGUUUGGGAGGAGAGGGGCAGGGAAGACGGCAGCAGCCAAGGUCAUUCUAGGUCAGAGAGAGCUUCAGUCAGUCUCCAAGAUUUCAGAGAGUGUUAGAAACCAGGGAGAGGUGUUUGGACGUUGGCUUUCUGUGGUGGAGCUGCCUGCACUGUAUGGAAAAUCUGAGCGGGAAGUGAUGGAGGAAUCCUUCAGGUGUGUCUCCCUCUGUGAUCCUGAGGGUGUCCACGCCUUCAUCCUGGUCCUGCCUGUGGGUCCCCUCACUGAUGAAGACAAGGGAGAGUUACACACCAUCCAGGACACAUUCAGCUCCAGAGUCAAUGACUUCACCACCAUCCUCUUCACUACAGACUCAGAUCCUACAGCUCCAGCUGUUGAUAACUUUAUUAAACGAGACAAAGACAUCAAGGAUCUCAUUCAGAGCUGUGGAAGAAGAUACGUUGUUGUCAAUCGCAAUGACAGGAAGCAGUUCUCUACUGUAAUAGAGUCUGUGGAAAAGAUGAGACAGAAAUCCUUCACAUCAAACACCCUGGCAGGAGCCUACAAGGAUAAAGUCAUACAACUACGUAAGAUCAUCACCAGACUACAAGCCCAGCUGCCAAACCAGGCACCAAAAAUGAUCUUAAUGGGGGACUCGGAGAAGGAGGGGCCCGAGUGUCUCAGGAUCGUUCUGAUCGGGAAAACUGGCUGCGGAAAAAGUUUCUCAGGAAAUACCAUCCUGGGAAGAAACUACUUUGAAGCCAAACCAGCUCCAGAUUCAGUCACAAAGCGCUGCCAGAAAGCCCAGUGUGAAGUGGACGGCCGUCCUGUUGCUGUGGUCGACACUCCAGGCCUGUUUGACAACACUUUGUCUCAUGAAGAAGUGCAAGAAGAGCUGCUGAAAUGCAUGAGUCUCCUGGCUCCAGGUCCACAUGUCUUCCUGCUGGUCUUACCAAUCAGACGAUUAACACCAGAGGAAAAGGAGACUUUAAAAUUUGUAAAGGAAGGUUUUGGAAAAAGUUCAGAGAACUUCACCAUCAUCCUAUUCACACAUGGAGGUGAACUGGAACGUCAUAAUAAAUCUAUUGAAGGGUUUAUUGAAGAGAAUUCAGAUGAGUCCUUUAAGAAGCUCAUUGAGGACUGUGGAAGAAGAUACCAUGUGUUUGAAAACUACAACGACCAGGACCGUACGCAAGUCACAGAGCUGCUCAAAAAGAUUGAUGACAUGGUAGAGGAAAAUGGAGGCAGCUGCUUCACCAACGACAUGCUGCAGGAAGCUGAAGCAGCAAUACGGAGAAAAAUGGAAAAAAUUCUGAAAGAAAAGGAAGAAGAGAUGCAGCAAAAGAUUGAGGGACUAAUAAGAAAACAUCAGAAAGAAAAAGGCGACAUGGAAAGGGAGAUGAUGGAGGAAAAAGCAAAAACUGAACGACAAAUUAAACAGAAAGACAUAAAAAUCAAGUAUAUAGAGAAGUGUCUACAGGAGGCAGAGCAAGAAAAGAUUAAGGAGCAAGUCAGGAGAAAAGAAGAAAAAAGAAAACUGAAACGUGAGAAAGAAGAAUGGGAAGAAAAACUGAAAGAAGCUAAAACAGAAACAGGCAUCCAGAAACAUCAAUCAGUAUUAAAGAAGCAUGAAGCCUGGGAGAAAGAAGUGAAAAUGUUAAAGGAGAAAAACAAGCAAGAAGAUAAACAGAGGCAAAAGGAGGAGAAAAGACUGAAAGACGAGUAUGAGCGACUGAAACAAGAAUAUGAAAAACAGAAACAAGAAUAUGAUAUGAGAGCAGAAAAGGAGGCAAAGUUCAGAGAAGAACAAGAUGAGAAGCAUCAGAAGGAGGUGAAGAAACUAAGAGAGACUCAUGAGGAAGAAGCCAGAAAGAAAGCUGAAGAGUUUAAUGAGUUCAAAGAGAAAUACAGCCAAGAAUUUGCAGCUCAGAAAAAAGUGCAUGAAAAACAAAUGAAGGACAAAGAUGAGAAAUAUGACAUGCUGAAGGCGCUCAAAGAGCUCAACGAAAAGGAAGCCAGAGCAAAGCACCGCAAGCAAAUCGUCGACUUGGUGAAAUGUGUCACCAGAAAGAAAGAACAUGUGAAAAAAAUCAAGGAAUUGUUGACAAGACAUGAAAACCAGCUGAAGCAAGUGAAAAACGAACAGGAAACUGAAAACCUUCAGAAAGUUCAUGAACGAGAAAUAGAUGAACUGGUUGUGCAGCUUCUGGAUCAUGAAGAUCCAAAAUCAACCUGCAUCCUUUCAUGAGACGCAUCAGAAACUGUAACGCAGCAACAAUCCCAAAUGUUUUAACUUCCUGUCAGUUCUGCUUUGUGUUUCAGGAAGUUCAGAGCUGCGUCUCGAGUCAUGAACGGUUAACUUUGACAGUCUGGUCCUGUGUGCUCUGGUGAACUGGCUGCCGAAGUUUAAUCAGGAUUUGAUUCAGGAUUUCAGGGACUUUGUGACAACUUCAGCUCACAUAUCUCCUGUAAAUCCAGACCACUGGCUAAAGAGUUUUUAAACUUCAUUGACUCUUUUCACCUGAGAAACAUCACAUCCUGGACUUGGUGCUGACUUUUGACCUCAAUGUAAAUAUGACUGAGUUCUGUGAAACACAUUUUUCUGACCAUUUUUGCUUCACUGUUUUCUGUUAAACUGUCAGAGUGGGAUCACCUACCAUAAAUUCCCAAACUUUAUUCUCUGGCAUUUUUAGCAAAAUAAAUCCUUCUGAUUCACAAAACCUUUAUCCAGGUAAACUAAUUUCUCAUUGUAAUAAAACAUGGAGGUUUUGGACUCUGCAGCCCCGUUUAGGCUGGAGCUAAUGACACAAUGCUGGUUGAAUGAACAAACACAUGAACUCAGACAUGAACGCAGGUGGAGCAAAGAUCUUCUUCAGGUUUCUUUCUAAAUACUUCUUGUAAAUUAUCAAAGAGCUACUAAAGCUGCAGAAUGUAUGUUUCUUGUCAUUCCUUGUUUUUGAAACUGUCCCAAUAUUUUGUGCGUCCCGCUGACAGAGAUUCUGCGAACCUUCAUCUGGUCUCUGUGAAGACUUCCUGACCUUUGGUAGAAACAUUUAUUCUGUCUGGUGUGGAUCCAGCCGCUCCAACAGUUUUUGAAUGUUUUGAGCCUCUGUCCCUUUAUGAAUUUACUGAAAUUAUUAAAAGGUUAAAUCCUUCUCAUGCUCUCUGGACACCAUUCCCAGCUGUUGUUUGUAGAUUUUUGACUGUAUUGGUCCAUGUAUUGUUAAACCAGUGGGGCCCAAAGUCGGUUCUGGAGGCCCGGCAUCCUGCAUGGUUUAAUGCACCUGGAUCCAAUAACGGCUCAUUAUCAGGUGUAAGGAGAACGCUGACCUGCUGACCUCAGCAGUUCCCUCCCUGCUGUUGCUACCAGCAGGGAGGGAACCAGAACAUGCAGGAUGCCGGGCCGCCACCACCCACUUUGGGCACCCAGUUAAAAUGAUCAGUUCUUCUCUGAUGUCUGGAUGUUUUCUCCGAAGCAUGCUGUGGUUCAUCAGCCUCAGUUCAACCUGUUGUCUAGUUCCAGACUAGACUUUUUUUUUUUUUUUUAAGUAUUUGUUUUUAGGUGGCCUUUAUUUUGAGUCAAACUGACUGCUUUAAUCAGCUGAACUUCCUGGUGAUUCUGGAGGAAUUACGCCAAACAAUUCAUUGAGAUGCCACAGACUAAAUGAAAAUAUAAUCUAUUUUAUAUUUACAGACAGAAUAUUUGGAACUAGACAACAUUUCUGUGAAACAUUUUAGAGGAAGUUGCUUUUGCCCAACUUCAUUGUGACUUAAAUAAAAUUGGUGUAAAAUUUCAGUCUGGUUUUAAA